UAGAAAACGACUUGACGUUAAAUUAUUAUCCAAAUGGGAGGGUCGUUAUGGUGCAGAAUCAUAUAUCUCAAAACCAGAAUUUAAAUCUUGCGUUAUAUUUAAUGAGAACUUGGUGGCGGUAGAAAUGAAUAAGCUUGAAGUAUAUUUAAAUAAACCUAUAUACGUAGGUCAAGCCAUUCUUGAUUUAGCUAAGACGACCAUAUACAGCUUUCACUACGACUACAUGAUGGAUAGAUUUGGAGGUAACUGUACUGCCGUUUAUACUGAUACCGAUAGUUUAAUUUAUGAAAUUCGAGAGCAAGACCCGUAUAUGGUUAUUAAAAGCGAUUGUUUUAAAUAUUACGAUACCAGCGAUUUUAACCCUAACAACCCAUAUGACAUACCUCUUGUAAAUAAGAAAGUCUUGGGUAUGAUGAAGGAUGAAAAUAAUGGGAAAGUAAUGACUGAUUAUGUAGGAUUGCGAUCUAAACUGUACACGACCAAAGUAUUAACCACCAAGGAUGAUUUAAUAAAAUUGCGUCAGAAAUUAGAAGCGGAAGAGUAUGAGGAGGAUGAAAUUGCUACGAUUAUUAAAAAUUAUGGUUUGAUAAAAAAGGCAAAGGGGGUAAAGAAAAGUGUAGUCGAGACUAAAAUUUCUUUUGAUGAUUAUGUGGAAUGUCUGGAGACAUUUAAGCGCAAAACAGCAUCUCAAAAUUUGAUUCGGACAGAUAAACAUCAAGUGUAUUCUAUAACACAGUCGAAAAUUGCUCUAAGUCCCGAAGACGAUAAGAGGUAUCUAAUUCCCGGCUCAUUUAACACUCUUCCGUGGGGCCAUUAUGCUAUUGAUAAACCUCAAGAUGUUGCCGAUAACCCGAUGGAUGUUGAUUAAUGUGCAGAUUUGGUAUCCCUCCUAAUGUAUUUUUGAAUUAGUUUUUCUAUAUCAAUCUAUUAAUUUACCAACCCACACUUUUUUUUUACUUAACCAGACCUACAAUAGAUUAAUUCUUAACAAAGAAACCUGUUAGGCCUCCAUUGUUACUUUCCCUCUACAUACAAAGUAUGUAUAAAGGAAAGUAUUGUAAUCGUGAUAAAUUUUCGAUAUGCCAAUAUUGCGUUUUCUGGACGUUUAGAAGCACUCAGAUGAGCCCCAAUGGGCAUGUGAGGAUCGUGGAUGUUGCGGAAAGUUAUCUUGAAUCGGAUUAAUCAAGGAGAUAGUUGUACUCUCUGCAAUUAUACAUCAGAAACCACUUCUGCUUCUGAUCAAAUGUGAUAACAUUACGUCUGAUUUAUAUGUAAACAAUGUACCUUUUUGAGUUAUGUUAAUAAAUGAUAUAUAAACACCAAGGAGUUUUCAUUUCUCUACGGAAUAAUAGGGACGUUUUUAAAAAUUGUACACUAUUUCCUUUUUUUUCAUCAUAAUCACCGUUCCGAUCAAUCCAUCUUUUUGAAUCUACCCCGCAUGUUAUUCCUCGAUGUUUCGUCAGAUACGUGUGGACUAGCGUUGCGCUGCCUUCUUGUUUUGUAUUCCGGUGUGAAGGUUCUCCAACGUCUCACAGCGCUCCGGUAGGCAGGAAUUCACACAACCCCGGUCCUAAAAAGAAAACUCACGCAGACGGCUUUGGUGAUGAUGUUUCCAUUGGCGGAUUUUUGUUUCCGGAGUCGUGUAGGGAACUUAGCUCUCGUCCACCGGCGCAAUCUUUUUUGCACAAAAAAAACGAAUCGAGUCGGGCAUGCGGAUGGAAAUCUGCAACUGUUGUGGAAAGUUAUAUGGAUUAAUCAAAGAGAUAGUUGAACUCUCUGCAAUUACACAUCAGAAACCACUUCUGCCUCUGAUCAAGAAUAUUAUACGUUUAAUUUAAAUAUAAAUAAUAUACCUUCUUGAGUUGUGUUAAUAAAUGAUAUAUAAACAUCAAGGAGUUUUUCAUUUCCCUAAGGAAUAAUUUGCGAUUUCACUCUCGCGAAUGUUCUUCUUCUACCGGGAGCUGGUACCUACGUAAAAUAAGGUUCCCAAUUAUUUUCACAAUGAAAAAUUAUGUUUAUUGGUAUUUUUGGAAACUUUACACUAUUUCAUCAUAAUCACCGAUCCGAGCGAUCCAUCUUUUUGUAUCUACCGUCGCAUGUUCCUCUUCGGUGUUUGGUCAAGUCGAGGAAGAGACACUAGAACUGUAAGAAGGGUGUGUGUAUGUUGUACGUGUGGACUAGCGCUGCGCUGCCUUCAUGUUUUUUAUUGCGGUCUGAAGAUUCUUCAACGUCUCAUAGCGCUCCGGUAGACAGGAAUUCGUACAACCCCUUUAGCGAUGAUGUUUCCACAGACGGAUUUUUGUUUCAUUUUCCGGAGUGAACCCAGCUCUCGUUCACCGGCGCAAUAUUUUUGCACACACAAAAAACGAAUCACGUAAUGUUGGGAGAGUCCAUCUCUAACGGCAAGAGUGAGUGUCGUGGGUGGAGAAUUGGUAGGAGGAAGAAUCAAGCUAUAUGCCAGUGUGGAAUUCGGUUACUGUUUGUGUCUGCAUCUUAUGUAUUUUUUUACUUUUUAAAUUGUAAUCAUUUGACAUUCAAAAAUUA
Molecule: messenger RNA, 2544 nt
Organism: Photinus pyralis (common eastern firefly)
Lineage: Eukaryota; Metazoa; Arthropoda; Insecta; Coleoptera; Lampyridae
Source: RefSeq, a predicted model, not a curated record